AUGUAUAAAAAUGAAUCCAGUGAAUCUAGUGAAUUCAGUGAUGAUAAAAAUGAAUCCAGUGAAUUUAGUGAAUCUAGUGAUGAUGAAAAUAAAAUAGCCAAAUUAAAUUCUUUUAUAAGUUCUUUAGACACAAAAAGAAAACGAAAUAAUGAUAAUUCUUUGGAAAAUCAUAAAAAAAAACGAAUCCAAGAAAGAACUGAAGCAUAUGAAGAAUCAGAAUAUAAUUUAAUCACGAGAGAGUCUGGUUCUUCCAAAAAAAAAGUUGAUUAUCAAGAUUUGUUAGAGACAAUACAAGAAGAAACUGGAUUUAGUGGAUUAAAACAAAAAUUGGCUUCACUUGAAAGUGGAGGAAAUAAAGGAAGUUAUAAACAACCAUUACCAGCACCUUUACCUAAAAGAAUUCAAGAUAAAUUAAAUAGACAAGCUGCUUAUGAAGAAACAAAAAAAGAUAUUAAUAAAUGGGAACCAAUUGUUAUUCAAAAUCGGGAAGCUGAACAUUUGAAAUUUCCGAUGAAUCCUGUUCCUCAUUAUCAACCUACUAAUAAUACAUUGACAGGAAAUUUUCAACCUUCAACUAAUCUUGAGAAAGAGGUUGAUGCAGCAUUAAUAGAAAGUGGAGCCAAAGAAAAAGAGAUUCAAAAAUUUGAAGAACUUCAAUUAAGUAAAUUAUCAGUUGAAGAAAUAAUGGCUCGUCAGAAAGAACUUCGUCGAAUGCGCGAAUUAAUGUUUCGAGAAGAAAUAAAAGCUAAACGAAUUGCAAAAAUUAAAAAAACCAUUAAAGAAGAACAGAUGAAAUUAGAGUCAGCACGAGCACAAGAACGUAUGUCAUUAAGACAUAAGAAUACUAGUAAAUGGGCUAAACAAACUCUUAAAUAUGGAGCAAAUGAUAAAUCAAGUCAACACGCUAUAGCUGAACAAUUAAAGAAACAUGAAGAAUUAAAACGUAAAAUUCAUGAUCUUAAUUCAGACGAAGAUUCAGAUUACGAGUCAUCAUCAUCAUUAUUAUCAAAUGAUGGUGGUGAUCAAAAAGAAGAUAAAGAUAUGAUAAAUUCUGUUAAAGAAAAAGUAUUUGAUGAAUUAGCAAGUCUUGAAAUGAAAACACUUGAAGAAGAAAAAGUAAUACCUAAAGGAAUUUUGGGAAUGAAAUUUAUGCGAGAUGCUAUGGAAAAUGGGCGAAAAAUGAAUAAAGGUUUAAUAGAUGAUUUCAAAAAAUCAAAUAUUGAUAAUUCAAAUAAUUUGGAUGAUUCGGAUAAUUUGGAUAAUUUGUUAAUUGAGAAAAGAUCAGUUAUUGAGGUUAUUGAGGUUAUUAACUCUGUUAACUCUAAUACAAAAAAGGAUGACAAGAAAGAUUUACAGUCUGAACAAAAAAAUAAUGAUGAGUCAUUAUCUCAACAAAAUAAAAAUAAUUCAAACGAUAACGAAGAAAAUCCCUGGCUUCAAACUGAUACUGCAGUUACUUCCAAAAUAUUAAAUCAUAAAAAUAAUAAACGAAUUAAAUCAUUAGGAGAAAACAAAUCUGAUAAAUUAAUUUCGAAAACAAAGAAACAUCAAUUGAAAAAUCAAAUAAAAGAGGACAUUGUUGAAAUUGAUGAAUCUAAAAAGAAGGAAAAGAAGAAAAAGAAAAAUGUAACAUUCAACAACAACAUCAACCACACCACUAAAAUUGAUGAAAAUUUAAGUGAUUCCAAUGAUGAGAAUGAUGAAGCAAUUAAGAAUUUUGUGCAUAUAAAGAAUUCUACUGCAUUUUCACAUCGAGAAUUAGUUGCUCGAGCAUUUGCGAAUGAUAAUGUUGUUGAUGAAUUUGUAGCAGAAAAACAGGAAAUAAUCCAAGAAGAUGAACCUAAAGAAAAAGAUGUUACGUUACCUGGAUGGGGAUCAUGGAUUGGUAAAGGUGUGAAACAAUCUAAACAAAGGAAAAAAGUUGUUAUCAAACCGCUGCCUGGAGAAGGUAUAGAAGCCAAAAAACGUCAAGAUGCAAAAUUGGAACAUGUAAUAAUUAACGAGAAACGAAUCAAAAAGGCAAAGAAAUAUUUAUCAACAGAUAUUCCUCAUCCAUUCGAAACUAAAGAGCAAUAUGAACGUAGUUUAAGAACUCCAAUAGGAAAUGAAUGGAAUACACGUGAAGUAUUCCAAAAAAUAAUUACACCAAGGGUUAUUACCAAAAUGGGAUGCGUUAUUGAUCCAUUAAAUGUUCCUUUUCAGACAACAAAUGAUGAUGUUGAUAAUAAUGAGGAUUAA
Molecule: messenger RNA, 2238 nt
Organism: Diversispora eburnea
Lineage: Eukaryota; Fungi; Glomeromycota; Glomeromycetes; Diversisporales; Diversisporaceae
Source: the annotation of a GenBank genome assembly